Messenger RNA from Trichoderma virens Gv29-8, 2217 nucleotides. RefSeq lists its product as uncharacterized. Lineage: Eukaryota; Fungi; Ascomycota; Sordariomycetes; Hypocreales; Hypocreaceae. The transcript has a single exon. The record is from RefSeq and is a predicted model, not a curated record. The coding region runs from base 1 to 2217 and encodes 738 amino acids.
AUGGAUAACACUGGCCAUGGCCCUCUGAGGGUUCCCGGAUUUGGGGAUAUGCCCCUUGAAGAGAAGCUCAGAUGUGAGCAACGAUUCGCUCAUGGCUUUGAGGAAUGGCAGCAAAUGCCUGCGGUAACCGUGCGCGAGCUUGCCAUGGUGGCUGUCAUGAAUACUUUGACGGAUAAGCCGGGUUGGCAUAUCGACAUCUUCAACGAAGACAUCGCCACUGAGUGGCGUAAAGAGGCUUUCGCUGCAACACCAUUGAUGAGUGAAAAAGCCUGGGCUUGGUGUAUAGCUGAGCUGCGCGAUAAAGCAAAUGAGUAUACCCAAAAACAAUAUAUCCGCGUCUUGGAUACCGGAUCAUGCGUUUGCAAAUCCGACAUACUAGUUCCGACGGCGCUCAGCGUCGAGUUCAAGUCUGAAAUUGAACCGUUACUCCCAACGCAAAUCGCCCGCGACCAGAUCUCCAGUAUAGUUGAUCCGUCUCUAUACCCGUUAGUCUACGGAAGAAGCCUGGUGCUACUAGAUGGGGGAGAGGUUGUGUUGGAAGAUGUUUUUGGUUCGUACGACAAGGCAAAAACGGCACCUAAGCAUUUUGAGAGACGAUUCAAUUCUCCAGCUCUCCAGGCCCACAUAGAACGAUGCCGAACUGAUCCCUGGAAGGGUGCUUUCCAUCAAGAAAAACACCUUCGCGACAUCCUGACCUAUUUUUGGUCUUGUAAUUUCCAAUGGCUUCCAUGCGAAGUUGAGUUCAUUGGCAACACUGGAGCUGAUGUGCAGAUCACAUCUUACAUCAACAAUCUGCAUCCUGCUCAAAAGUCCCUAUAUCGCAACUUGGAGAAGCUGAUCUCACUCGCGAUCAGGCCUUGGAAUGAUUGCCUUAUCAAAGGUCAGCGAGGUUGGAGAAAGGCUUAUGAUAACAACAGAAGCCAGCGUGGACCAGUACCACUGCGGAUUGUUACCUACGGUGUCGAGUGGGAAGACGAACUCCCAGAGUGGAGUAAAGCUUUCGACAGAGUACGAAGACAUCGGCUAGACAAUUAUCUUGCUUCAGUCGAGCUACUGCGUAGUCAUCAAGAAAGUACGGACGAUCCAGAUAUGCAAAAGCGCCUUCAGACAGCUAAACGGAAAGUCGAGAUGUAUCGGAAUAUGGAGGGUGCGCACCCAAUACCAGAACCAACUCCCGAAUUGUGGGAAAUGGCUCAAGUGUAUCUCCAACGUCCGAAUAUUGGAUCUAGCGUACCUGCCAUUCUUCCUGAAAAUUGGAAAGAAAACACAUGGAGGCUAUUACUGGAUAAAAACAAAAAACUUUUGCGAUUCAGGCAUCCUGAGCCAGGGACAGCUUUCUCUUAUGACGAAUGGAAGUCUGGUACGAACAAUGAUAGAGCGGUUGUAGAUAUGGUUACGGAGAGAUUUGGCAACCCUCACCAUUCACCUACAAGCUCCUAUCACAACCCAUAUGUUAUUCGACUGGAGGAAACUUUUCGCAACCAAGGCCUCCAGGUUGUCAUUAAGAUCAGUGGUAUCGAGCUUACACCUGAGAACCCAAAAUAUCACGGUAGUACUUGGGACAUUGAAGGGCAAAUGAACGAGCAUAUUGUAGCUGCGGCUGUGUAUGCUUACGAUGUUCAUAAUGUAACUGAAAGUCGGAUUGCAUUCCGCCAGGAAACGUCUUUAAAUUCAAACUUCUAUCAAUAUGGGCCGGACUUACAGGAACAAAAAGACAACAAUAUGUGGAAUCGGCCAGCAAAACGGUGGAGCACGUCAUCAGUGGAAGUUGGCGCCAUUGGGGAGAUUUUUGGAUUCACAUGGGAGGAGCUAUCAAGAGAUAUCCCUGAUUAUAUCCUACCUUUCCAGGAGAUUGGCCGCGUAACAAUGCCACAAGGUCGGUUGAUCGCUUUUCCUAACACGAUGGAAUAUCGAAGAGAGCCAUUCGAGCUAUUGGAUCCUGCUGUCCCUGGGCAUCAUCGAUGGGUGACUCUUUUGCUAGUCGACCCUAAUUACCGGAUAUGCUCAACUCGUAAUGUUCCUCCGCAACAACAGGACUGGUGGAAGAACCGUACAAGCGACACAUUGGUAGGCCAAGGAUCGUUAGGAGAAACAAGGGGCCAUCAUGGGCCAAUGAGCCCUUCGGAGGCAGAAGCCAUUCAACGGGAUAUGAUGAAAGAGCACAAAUGGAUGCAAGUAGCCAGGUAUCAUCUAAUGACUCCUUAUACCUUUUGCUAA